Messenger RNA from Candida tropicalis MYA-3404, 375 nucleotides. RefSeq lists its product as uncharacterized. The transcript has a single exon. The record is from RefSeq and is a predicted model, not a curated record. NCBI's taxonomy places the organism in Eukaryota, Fungi, Ascomycota, Pichiomycetes, Serinales, Debaryomycetaceae. The coding region runs from base 1 to 375 and encodes 124 amino acids.
AUGUUGAGGACUGCUUUAGGUUCAUCUAAACAUAGCACGGCUUUCAGAAGAGCCAUGGCUAAAGAAAUCUCACCAUUACGUUCAUAUUCCGUGGAACAACAAACACAACAACCAAUAUCCAGAUUGACAACAACUAAAAAAUAUUUAAAGAAUCUUCAAACUGAAAAUAGUAAAGAAUCAGAAAAAAUGUUGAAAAUAUUUAGAAAAGCUGGUGCUCUUUCAAUUGUUGCAGUAUUAGGCUCACUUGGUUAUGCUGUUUAUGAACAAAAUUUCAAAGAUAGUGGAAAUACUGAGAAAAUUCUUAAUAGAGAACAAUUGGUGGAUAUGCCCAUUGAUUUAUCACAAGAUAUAAGAUACCAAAAGAGAGGUGAUUAA